Messenger RNA from Ochotona curzoniae (black-lipped pika), 758 nucleotides. RefSeq names its product KRAB box domain containing 1 (gene KRABD1). The transcript has 5 exons. The record is from RefSeq and is a predicted model, not a curated record. Lineage: Eukaryota; Metazoa; Chordata; Mammalia; Lagomorpha; Ochotonidae. The coding region runs from base 219 to 608 and encodes 129 amino acids. Gene Ontology annotation, biological process: regulation of DNA-templated transcription.
GCGGGCUCCUCUGGGAGCCUCGAGAACGUUCUGGGAGGGGCAGGAGUGGGUUGGUCUGUCCGUGAGUGACGAACUGCCGGGCGGCCAUAGUGAACGCGAGGGGUUUGGUUGGUGAGGAACGAAGCGCAGUGCUUCGCGACUGUUGACAAACCGCAGAGGCCGCAGACAGCCCCGCCCCGGAGACUUUUCUCCAAGACAGAAAUAAAACAGGUCUGACCAUGACAGCGGUGUCCUUGCCGGUGGGAUCCCAGGAAUCGGUGACUUUUGAGGAUGUGGCCGUGUACUUCACUAAGAAGGAAUGGGUCAGCCUGACACCUGCUCAGAGAGCCUUGUACAAGGAAGUGAUGUUGGAGAACUACGGGAUGGUGGCUUCCCUAGCACCGUCACCCAUCUCCACACCAGCUCUGAUCUCCCGGCUGGAGCAAGGGAAGGAGCCAUGGUCCACGCGGCCACAGGGAGCCCUGAGCAGGCGGGCCCGUCGAGCCGUCCUCAUACGAUACAUCGCAAAACUAAGAAGAUUUACUUACUUAGCUAAAAUGGUGUCACGUGCAAUAAGAUUAAAACUUCGUCAGAGUCGCCAUUGCCGUGAAGACAGAACAAAGGCUUAAUUCUUGAGCUUUAAAUGCGAGUUUUCAAGGAAGGAAUUCAGAGUCGCCUUACGUGAAGUGAAGUGCAUGUUUGCUUUUCCUGUAAGUUCAUGGAUUUCCAUAGCUUGAACCUUUCCCAGUUCAUUAAAGUUACUUACUUUGCUGGACAAA